AUGAGUGGUGGUUGGUCUACUAUCGAAUCUGACGCAGGAGUCUUCACAUUUCUUCUCGAUAAUCUCGGUGUCAAAGAUGUACAAUUCGAAGAACUGAUCGCGCUCGAUUCUGAUUAUCUCCGUCAACUCUCUCCCAUUUAUGGCGUCAUAUUCCUCUUCAAAUAUCCCAUCGGAGAAGCCCCCAAUAAAGAUGGCACACCCAAAGAUGGUUCCUACGAUUAUCCCGCUGCGGAAAAUCUCUUUUUCGCGGCACAGACUAUACAAAAUGCUUGUGGUACCCAAGCACUCCUCUCGGUCCUCCUGAAUAAAGAUGGAGAAAUAGAUGUUGGCACCCCCCUUCGAGAAUUCAAAGACUUCACAGCAGGAUUCCCGGCGGAAUUUAGAGGAGAUGCGCUCAGUAAUAGCGAUUUGAUUAGAGAUGUUCAUAACAGUUUCGCUAGGUCAAGUCCGUUUGUUGAUGAGACGCAACGAUCCUCGAGAGAUGAGGAUGGAGAUGUUUAUCAUUUCAUUGCUUAUACAUCUAUAAAUGGUAUCCUCUAUGAAUUAGAUGGUCUGCAACCUGCACCUAUAUCUCAUGGAGCAUCGACUGUUGAAGAGUUUCCAGAGAAGGUUAUACCAGUUUUACAGAGGAGAAUAGAACGAUAUCCAGCGACGGAGAUACGAUUUAAUUUAUUGGCGAUGGUGAAGGAUUUGAGGGUUAGGGCGAGGGAAGUGGGUGACGUGGAGUUGUUGAUGAGGGAGGAACAGAAGAGGAAUGAGUGGCAAUUCGAGAAUGCUUUACGAAGACAUAAUUUUGUAGGAUUUGCAGGGGAAGUAUUGAAGGGAGUAAUAGGAGAUAAAUUGAAAGAGGGGCCUAAGGCAUAUGAGGAAUGGGUGGAACAAGCGAAAAAUAAGACAAAGGCGAGAGCAGAGGAACAGAAGAAAGGUGGUGGAGAUGGGGAUUUAGAGAUGUCUGGUUGA
Molecule: messenger RNA, 960 nt
Organism: Botrytis fragariae
Lineage: Eukaryota; Fungi; Ascomycota; Leotiomycetes; Helotiales; Sclerotiniaceae
Product: putative ubiquitin carboxyl-terminal hydrolase 2 protein
Exons: 3
Coding region: 1-960 (319 amino acids)
Biological process (GO): protein deubiquitination; ubiquitin-dependent protein catabolic process
Cellular component (GO): cytoplasm
Molecular function (GO): cysteine-type deubiquitinase activity
Source: RefSeq, a predicted model, not a curated record